AUGUCGCGAGUUGAAAAUCUUGAAGUCUAUAACAAACUUGAAGAUCCAUCUUCAUACUAUACAAGGGAAAAUAAUCUGAACGAAUCGAUCUCAAUUCUCAUCUCUCCACCAGCUAAUCCAGCGAAAAUACCCAUUCACACACAGCAGAAUGCAAUCGCCACGUCGUCUCGAUCACCACGUCGUCUCCACGACGAGACAUGGCCUAUCUAUCGAGAGAACGCUCCACCACGGCCUCAACCAGUUCAAUCCUUUGGUUUUCGCCGCUCUCUUAUCAAGUGGACUGAUAUGGGCUUUAAAAAAGAGUGGCAUGGGCAGCUCAUCUGGUUCACUCUGGUACUUUUGUUUUUCUUUUGUGUUCUUUUCUUUUUGCCGAAAGGAGAAGGAAAAGAGAAAUACGAGGAGCGACAACGGCUCGCUUUCAUUUGCCGUGAGCUACGGAGAGCAGAGCAAAAACGCGAAGAACGAUUCGGCGAAAUAAUUGUCUCAGAUGGGAAAAUCAUGCGAAUCUUUCCACCAGAUUUUACGAAAAAUCAAGGCCCACUUUGUGUAAAUGAAGAU
Mesorhabditis belari is the source of this 558-nucleotide messenger RNA. The record is from the annotation of a GenBank genome assembly. Lineage: Eukaryota; Metazoa; Nematoda; Chromadorea; Rhabditida; Rhabditidae.